UCCCUGCAGCGCCCGGCGCGGUGUGGGGAGGCGGCCGCGCUCCCGCCCGCCCCGCCGCCGCCGCCCCGAGCACCCGCAGAAAAUGAUGCACCCUGUUGCCAGCGGUAAUCCAGCUUUCUGUGGGACCGGCAAGAGCUCUUGCCUGAGCGAGGACAAUGUGAGAGCCGCGGAUCAGUUCGACCUUUACGCCAGCCAGCAGAGCAAGUACGGCCACGCGGUCGCCCACAAACCCAUCGCCUGCCAGAGACCCGACGCCUUGGGCGAGUCGCACUUGCAGACCACGAGUGGCAGGAGUUUAGAGACAAAAGAUGAACUGAAGAAAAAGAAAAACCUCAACCGCUCCGGCAAACGUGGGAGGCCCUCAGGGACCACCAAAUCAGCAGGGUACCGGACCAGCACAGGCCGACCCCUGGGGACCACCAAAGCAGCUGGAUUUAAGACAAGUCCAGGCAGACCCUUGGGUACAACUAAAGCAGCAGGAUACAAAGUCAGCCCAGGCAGACCUCCAGGUAGCAUUAAAGCUCUCUCACGGCUUGCAAAUCUAAAUUAUACUUGUGGCAGUGCAGCUUUUCCUUACCCUAUGGUGCAUAGCAGAGGAGUACAUGCUGCUGGUGAAACUAGUGGCAAAAUCAAACAGCCUAAUGAAUGAGAGGAGGGAAUUAGGAACUCCCUGCUAAUCUGCUUUACGCUGAUUUUGGGCAUGGUUCUUGCGUUCUGUUGUAAUGUUUGUCUCAGUCUGGGUUUCUAGAUUUUAUUUCUAUUCAGAUAAUGCCAGAGCCUACGGGUGCAGUUCAUAACAUUUACAGUCACGUUGAAAAGGCUUUGGUUUAAAGGUGCUUUUGUUGGGCUUAAAUCAUAAUUGAUAAGGAAGUCUGAAGUGAUGAAUUACGCCUUGGUGUCGAUACUUAGGUAACGUCCACGUCCCUAAUUUUACAUCCAGUUUCUCACAAACCUAGAUGUGGUGAUGCAUUAAGUAUUUGAAAUAAGGAGGACAGAAUUAGCUGGCUGAUGGAUCAUGAUGUGACCUGUCCCAAAAUAAGCAACUUAGGCAGUUAAGUUCUUACUUGAUAAGAAAAACUGAUCAAAAAAGCAGCGAGCUACAUUUUCCACUUCUGCUGGAGCCUCUUCAGACCUCAAAUAGAUACUUAAAAACUUAAAUAAAAAAAAAUCCCCAGCCUUUUCUUUUGAAGAUGAUUUCAGGUGGCUUUUGUUUCGGGAGUCGUAGCAUUAAGUGAAUUACAACUAGUACUCCAAAAAUACUUUUGAAGAUACUAGAGAGACCUGAGCAUUUGUACAGUUUGUUACAGCUUCACAGCCUUACUAAGACAAGUGAAUUUGCCGUUGGGUGAGAGCUGUUCUCUUAGCUACGCUGUUUCUGCUGUGUAAUUGUGAAAUGCCUAAUAGUACAUAUACCAAACCAUGAAUAAUUCUUUGAGAUUUGAAAUAUUUUAUACGAAAUUAAGUACUGUUCAUUCCAGUUAGGCACUUGGUUAAUAUUAAGCAGUAAGUUCUUAAAUCUGUAAAUAGCUAUUUACGCUGGCUUUGGCCUUUAAAUCCUCUGCUUAGAUGGCGACAGUUUAAUAGCUUUUAAAGUGUUAACCUAUAAUGUUUACAGAUUAAACUUUUUAAAUACACACUGUUGCCAAAUUUUUAGGCUCAAUUUUGCCAGAUAUUCCUGGGAAUACAGUAAUUUCGUUGUUUGACACUUAUACUAUAUUUAAGUUAUGGAAGCUUAUAUAUCUACCAAAGGACACCAUUUUCAUGAUUUAUAAAGGCAAACUGUAUAGCUGAUGCAAACAGGAUGCAGUUUACUGCACUGCUACACCCCAGAUGCAGAGUAAUUCAUCUAUGCAUGCAGGCUGGAAAAAAAAAAUGUUGUUGGUUAACUAUAAAUACCUUUCUUGACUCAAACUAAAACCUUCCCUCCUCCCAAAAGAAAUGCUCCAUUUUUCAACUGGGUGUGUUUUUGGUUUUUUUUUUUUUUUCAAGUGUGAGAGAGUGCGUGAAUGUGUAAAAUACUUUCAUCUAGACUUCAAAAAAAUCAGUCCUCAAUGUUGCAUAUUCUUGGUCCUAAAUUUAUUUGACUGAAAUUAAAGCUUAUUUUUAAUCUGGAAGAAAGUUUACAUUUUAGUCAUUUCACAUAUAAAAUGACUUUGUGAUAAAUUUGUAGCUUGAAAUAUCUGGGGAGGGGGGAGUUUGCAGGUCUGGGGGAGCAUAAAAAUUUGGGUUAAUUGAGCUUGUGCUGAAUGGGUAAUGAUGCUGAUAAUUUUUGUUGACAUAAAUGCUAUUCUGGCCUGCUGUCGUUUUGAUGAGACCUCUUGAUUUCAGUGCUGACAAUUUAAGAAACGGAUGUCAUGUUUCAUACCUUUUUUAUCAGGAAAAAAGCAGCAAGCCUUCAGGUGUUCCAGUGAUGCCUAACACAUAUUGAGCUGGACUUUUGCUGUACUUUACAAUAGGUGUGUUGAAUGGUUUUGGGGGCACUGUGUAUGCACUGGCAACUAAGACAAUGAACCUCAACUUAUACUGGAUGGCUCCUUAGUCGAUAGAUGAACUAAUGGCAGCUAAACUGCUCCUAAGGAAUAGUUUCUUCAUGCUGAAGCUCUGAAAUCCAGUUGUACGUUCUGUUCCUCAGCAAACUCUCCGGUCUGACCUUUAGCAGCCCCUCUCAGAACGAUGUCACUUCUGACACGUGCAAAUGCUCACGUGAGUUCAUUCACCCUCAGGAUCUGUGCUGUGGUGGUGGCUGUUUUUAAUCAGAUGAUUUUUCAACUAAAGACUGCUUUAAAAAGUUCUUUCCUGAACUCAGCUGGGCAAGCAGUCCUCUUCAGCUGAAUGUAUCACUGCAGGAGUGUCACACCUCGCUGGCAAGGAACGUGUUGCAUGUCACCACUGUCCCUUGGAGAAACUCCACUCCUUACCUCCUCCUGUUUAUCCUGUUGGCUCCUGCUCCGUUCCUCACUUGUGCAUCCACUCACUGGUGCUGUGCUGUGUGUCAGGAGAUAAUGCAGAUGUAUUGCUGUUCUGCUAGUAUAAUUUGUAUUCAAGUAUGCUGAUGAAAUAAUGAAAUCACCUAAGCAAUUUCUGUUCAUUACAGUGUUUAUUAAUUAUAUCAGAUGGAAUAUAAUCCCAGUAAAAACUAAUUAAUGUUGUCGGUUGUGAAAUGAUGAGCAUCAAGUAGAAAAGCGUUCAGAGUCUGUAAUGGGCUGCUUGGCACUCCAGAUUUAGGAAGGAGACCAAGUGCAGUGCUGGGCACUCCCUAAUUCUGCUCUGGUUUAUAGCUGACUGCAGUUUACUGGUGCCCUGCAGCGAGGGGGAAGGAAAAAGAGGGUAAGAGAUUCAAAGAGACUCGAAAUGGAAUUUUUAAAUACUCCUGCUCUUCCUGUGUAUACUCUGCAGAAUACAUUGUGCUUUUUUCAACACUUUUCUUUCCAUGAGAAACACUGAAAACAGCAUGUUAAUGCCUCAACUUUAUUAGUACCAAUGGGAAAACUGGCCUUUUCCCCCCAUAGUAUGAAAACAUUACUUGUAAGGUAAAAUUGCUUAUUUUAUAUUCUAUAUCAUAAUUCAGCUAUUCAUAAGCUAGGAUCACUGUGGUGUGUUAACACUGUUCAGAAGACCGACAUGUCAAGUUUGGGUUUUAAUAAUUUCUUUUAAUUAUCAAGUUUCUAACGUCUUAUUUAUACAUAAAUGAAAUGUACUAGCUUGCUAUUAUUCCUUAAUGAUGCUAUACAAGUUCACUGUUUAAUAUACAUAUAGUAACUACUAUUCAUCUUUGAUUAAAUUUACUUAAACUUUAAAACCAAAUAAUUUUGCUACUAUAAAGUCUUGCACUGGACAGAUUCAAGAUGCUAGCACCAUAUUUUGGCAGAAACAAGUCAGACACCAUCAGAAGCAGCUGACUUUGAUAUCAAAGAUAGUAUUUUUGAAAUCAGCACUUAGCUUUGUCAUUGAAGCAAUGUUCUUUAUAUCUUGGAUUUAUUUGAACUAAUUGAAAUAACUAGAGCCAUUAAAGAUCUCUCUUCUGAAUGAAUAUAUUUUCAUUUUGUCUGAAGGAUCUUAAGAGUUCAGUCAGGACAAGACCAAGCGUUGUCAGUGACGAGUGAUGUGUCUGUGAAAAGAAUUACCUGGAACUACAAAACACAGAGUAAUUCAGAUGAGAAUUUAAAACUCCCUCCCCCAUUUUUGAAGAGCUUUAAAAGGCAGAGCAAUGUGAAGUCAUUUGUGUGAUGGUUUCAUUGGCUGUGGCUCUGCUGUUCUUUGUUAUAUGUAUAAUAAUGUUUCACACUAUCCUUAGAGUUGACAGUUAAAGCAGCUGAUAACAAUCAUAAACACUUGGAACUGCAGACUUCAUUUCUGACCACAAAAGAAGUUUAUUCUUCUCUAUUUUAAUGCAUAUAUUUUAACACUGCUUAAAUAUAUUUAUGACUUUAGUAGAGAUUAGACCCCUCUCCUUGUGAUUUUUUUUCCCCAAAUAGAAAAAUCUGUAUUCUAAAAUUUGAACCACUUUUCUGAUACUUUUAAUCUUUCAUCAUUUUCUUUUCCACAAGGUUUACUUUGGGGGAAACAAUAAUCUGUUCAUUAACUAGUAUCAGCACCCUGUCCUCUGCUGUAAAAAGCCUGAUUAGAUACUGUGUAUGUUUUUAUGUCCAUGAACUUGAGCUACUCGUGUGCAAUUAUGUGUAUGGGAAUGGAGUAGUGUUCAUGAUCUGUAUUUACAUCAUCAUAUGGAUGUAUAUUUAUUAAUAAAGUUAAUACUUUAAAACCUAA
Empidonax traillii (willow flycatcher) is the source of this 4767-nucleotide messenger RNA. RefSeq names its product chromosome unknown C5orf24 homolog (gene CUNH5orf24). The coding region runs from base 83 to 649 and encodes 188 amino acids. The record is from RefSeq and is a predicted model, not a curated record. Lineage: Eukaryota; Metazoa; Chordata; Aves; Passeriformes; Tyrannidae. The transcript has 2 exons.